AUGAACUGCUGUUUCAAAUUUCUUCUUCUGAUGUGCAUUUUAGUCGCUGUUGUACAAGUAAACUUUUCUGCUGGUAAACAAUAUGACAUCAAACAUUGCUGGAGGCCUUACGAGUUUUACAAGCUUUUGGAAAACCAUUGCUCAUUCCACGUUCGUAAACGUAGUAUAAGAGGGGAAGGUAAGAGAUAAACUGUUUUUAACAGCUCCUUUUCUAAAUCGUAACUCUGCCAUAAGCAUGUAGAAAUGUUGUUUAAUUGCGGUCGACAAGAGCAGCCCAUAAACCUAAUCUCCAGGUUGUUAUUACGCAUGCGUCGCAUGUAUGUAGCCAGCAUUCGUUUGGCUUUCCAACACUUUUCGCUCGUAAUAGCCUUGCAGUUUAAUUUGAAUGUGGCACUACCGUCAAAUCUGGCCUUCUCCCAGAAAAGAGGAAGGCCGCAGUGGCCGAUGGGGGGUAUGGGGCGGGGGGGAGGUUUGGGCGUGGUUGGCUGCUGUCUAGAAACAACAGCUAUUCUAAAUUCAUUUAUGUCCUUGCCACCCAUUUGUACUCAAUCUAUCAUCAAUUCACAAUGCUGGUUUGUUUGUUUUCAGACUUGGUAAAAUCAAAGAUAGAAGCCAAUGGCUUUCUCAAUAAAUUAGCAAGAAGGGAAUCCGACCUUGCUGAAGCACAAAGAACGACCUACACUGAAGAAUGUUGUUUCGAGGGAUGCAAAGUAGAGGAAAUAUCAGAAUAUUGCGGGCAUUUACUUUAG
Molecule: messenger RNA, 749 nt
Organism: Porites evermanni
Lineage: Eukaryota; Metazoa; Cnidaria; Anthozoa; Scleractinia; Poritidae
Source: the annotation of a GenBank genome assembly